AUGGUUCAAGUACAUGCAGUCUCGCCCCUCUCUCAGAGCGGCAAUGCCAUGCUCGAGACGGGCGGUGGCAGAUCUGAAAACAUGGUCUUAUCGAGGGAGGAGCAUGAUCAGAGGGCCCGGGAGUUGGCGAUGAAGAGAGGCAUGAAGAGGGUGCCUCGGCGGGGAUGGUCCUUGACGGAAUAUCAAGGACAGAACGACGGACCGCAUCACUUCCACGCUGCGAUGCCUACGACCAUCGAUCGCAUUCCGGAACAUGCGGCCGUCCCUCCAAGCCCGGCACCGCAGCAGCCCGUCCAAGAGCAGCCCACCCAGCUGCCACAACGCCCGAAGCUGCCGCCGCCUCGCCGCUCGUACUCUGUCACAGACAAGGAGCCAGAACCUGCGAACCAACCUCGACCGUCUGCUCGCCUCACCCUUAUCGACCUUCCUUCCGAGCUUCACUACGCCAUCUUUGACUUCCUCGACCCCAUCGAUGGCGCAUGCCUCGGCCUUACACACUCCAAGCUGUAUGACAUCCACCGCCGCAAGAAUGGCACUGUCCCGCUGUCUAGCCGGUAUUCUGGCCCCAACGACAUCGAAUGGGCAUGGCGGGGUGCCGGACCUCUCGUUCACCCGCACUCCAACAGCAGCGCCGCUGAGAACGACCUGGAGCGCCUGCGGGUGAAAGGCCAGGUAUACUGUCGCAAGUGCGGCAUCUCGCGCUGCGAACUUCACAGGCACCUAAAAGAUUGGUUCGGCGAGGACGCCGAGUACUGCGAGAUCAAGGAGAUGUACGGCCCGCCAGCCAGAUCUAACGCAAAGAAAUACUGCUUCAUGCGAUCUCCCAAGAAUCCUCACUGGUGCGGGCGUCAUGGGGCCAAGAUGACGGCAUCUCAAUGA
This is a messenger RNA of Trichoderma gamsii, 879 nucleotides long. RefSeq lists its product as hypothetical. Gene Ontology annotation, molecular function: protein binding. The transcript has a single exon. The record is from RefSeq and is a predicted model, not a curated record. NCBI's taxonomy places the organism in Eukaryota, Fungi, Ascomycota, Sordariomycetes, Hypocreales, Hypocreaceae. The coding region runs from base 1 to 879 and encodes 292 amino acids.